AUGACGUCCCAGCGGCGGACGGAUGUCGCCUUGGACAGCAACCAGGAUUCCAUGCUGGGCAUCCACUUUGACGUCACAAUGCUCGACAUGGCCUGCGACCACGUGACCGUGGGCGUGUGGGACGCGUUCGGCACCGACCGGAUGAACAUCACCAAAAACCUGGUGAAGCAGCGGAUCGACCACAGAGGGGUCGACAAGGGCCACGCCUACACGGAUGACGAGCUUACGGAGCUUGACUUCUCCGAGAGGCCGGGCUGA
Molecule: messenger RNA, 258 nt
Organism: Effrenium voratum
Lineage: Eukaryota; Dinophyceae; Suessiales; Symbiodiniaceae
Source: the annotation of a GenBank genome assembly